Paramacrobiotus metropolitanus is the source of this 2316-nucleotide messenger RNA. RefSeq names its product PHD and RING finger domain-containing protein 1-like. NCBI's taxonomy places the organism in Eukaryota, Metazoa, Tardigrada, Eutardigrada, Parachela, Macrobiotidae. The record is from RefSeq and is a predicted model, not a curated record. Bases 764 to 2059 code for a protein of 431 amino acids. The transcript has 4 exons.
UCAAAUUAAUAAAAUAAUACUCUACUGAGCAAAGUACAAGUACAGUACAUAGUUAAUAAAACUAAAUAGUUUUAAUAACAGCAUUUUUUGAAGUUUUUAAAUUUAACUUUUAAAUGCUGGCACCCGCGGAAUUCGGGAACUUUUGUUAACUGCAUUGUGCAUAUUCGGGGAAGCAGUAUACGGAUUGUUUUCUGACUGUUUGAUUACAUACUGCAGUCAGUUACGGACUUGGCUGCUUCUUUCUUGUCAAAAUGGCUGGAAAUCUUGGGAGGAACGGUGCCAUCGACCUGGGCCAGCCUCGUUCUCCUUCUCCUGAAGCAGCUGCAGCCGCUGUGGCCAACGAAAAAGAUGUGUCAGCCCCAUUUUCUCCUUAUCCCUUCUCGCCAUACUAUCGGAGCGGUGGUUCUUCUCCAGUGAAUUCGCACUGCGGUUCUCCCGUGCAGUCCGAUGGCCAUGCUGCGAAUCGUUCUCCUAUUUAUAUGACAUACGAUGGCGACAUCGUGGGAGAUCCGGGCGGCGGUUGUAGUGUCCGUAGUGCGAACACCAUUCCCCCUUGCCCCCUAAAGCCGGAGUUCCGCCGCCUCCGCCCCCUCCGAUAGGAGAACCACCCAAGAGCUUCCCACAUGUGCCUUUUCCAGCCUUUUCAGCCAAUAAUUAUGCUCCGCCGUCUCCGCUUCCUGCUGUUUUGCUGGAACGACCGCCAUGGCUUCGCCAACGCGCGCCCGUGCCCGGCAGGCCCCCCGCCCUACCCCGCCCUCCUCCCAUGCAACCCGUCGCGUUUCCUCCACCGUCGUUGUGGGCACGACCGGAUGAGGAGCAGUAUCCCAGUGCUGCCUUGGCGGGCUUGAAGAUAUCUCCAUUCGAAGAGAUCUCCUCUGCUUCUUCGGCAUCCUAUUCCCCCGUCACAAAUCCCACCCGCCAUCCGACCUCGUCGCUCUCCGAUGGCGACACGGAGAAGGAACUGGAGCAAAAGGGCUGCGUUCCGUAUCGUCCCGCUGGGCUGUUGAUGAACGCGCAGAGGCUUUAUCGACCAGCCGGGCGAAAUCCGUUGCAGCCCAACCACGAUACCUGGCGUACAUACCGUCCUCCUCAAUACAUUCCGUCGCGCAAUCGCUCACCGCAAAGAAAUUAUCGUUUUAUUUGCUCCCGGAGCAGAAGCCGUUCUAGUUCGGACAGCAACCAUUCCACAUCCAGAAGAAAGCACUCGUACAGUCGAUCUUCUCGGGCGGAUUACGAUAAAGGUCGUGAGCGGGCAUAUUCACGAGAGCGUAGAACCACGCGCUAUUCCUCUUCGCAUCGAUACCGCUCCUCUUCGCGGUCGUCAUCCCGAGACAGACGGUCUCGUGGGCAUCGAUCAUAUUCCAGCGAUGACAACAGGCGCAGUUCCCAGCGCUCGUCGCGACGCAACCGGUCGCCUUCGCGAUCUCCUUCCCGUGGGGUCGAUCGAGACUGUCGAUCACAUUCGCGAGAUGCGUCGCCCAAAAAAAGCACAAGUUACUUCCAGCGACACAGUUCAAAAUCAUCACCACUGAAAAAUUCAGAGAAAAAAGCUGCGAAGCUUAAUGAUGCGGAAGAUGAUAAAAAUCUUCGAACCGCUAAAACUGAACGAAAGAAAAGCCAUAAACAUAUGAAAGCCAGUGGAGGAGAUAAUUUGGCAAAUGCGCAGAGAACAAAGCCUUGUGACAUCGAAAAUUCGCUUCCAGUGAAAACAACGUCUUUUUUGUGUGAGGAUGAAACAGUAAAGAGAACAGAGAGUGGUGCCGGCAACGAUGUUUCUAGCACUACCAAGUCUACUCUUGAUUGUAAGCUGCCAUUGGAAGUUGCGUCUGCCAUAGAAGAUUUGUUUUUGCCCUGGGUGCAGGAGCUGAUCGCAGAUGAUAACAUGGCCGAAGACGAAAACAGCAGUCAGGAGGCCGUUCAAGAACUUGAAGAUUUUGGUUCUAUACGAGAUUCAUUGAUGGAUGCCAAAGAAAAUGAACUACAGGAAACGUUAGAAGAAUUGAAGCUAUGGUGGCCCAUAGAUGAUGUUGAGAUAAUUGUUCAACAAGUGCAUGGAUAGGUAAUGAGUGAUGAUAUAUGGUCGCUGGUUGCCUUUGUACAGUUAAUUGCAUUUUAUCCGAUUUCUCAAACGUUGUUAUCUCCAGUGGUGUUUUUGGAAUAAGUGGAUUUACUUUCCCUGUGACACGUAUCCUAGAAAUAUAAUUUUCUGAUAAUGUAGGUAUAUUUUUGGUUGCUCACUGGUCAGUUGUCGUUAACGGUUUUUCUAAAUGCAUUACUACUUAAUAAGACACGGAAAUCAAAAUUACUUGAUACGAU